UAAAUUCGUAUUAAAAAGAACAAACAACAAAAGGCGCAUUUAAAUAAAAUUUUGUAUGAUUUUUUUUUUAUAAAUCAUAAAUUAAUUUCGUACCUUGCACCAAAUCUUGAAUUGGCAAUUGUUUAAACAAAAUAUAUCCUAAAGAUGUCAAGAUUUGGUAAAAUCAAAACUGUUGGCUGCAAAAACUUUGUUACUUACAGUAAUGUCGUAUUUGAACCAUCGGAGUAUCUAAAUGUAAUUAUUGGUCCAAAUGGAACGGGAAAGUCCACUUUAGUAUCAGCCAUUGUUCUUAGCUUGGGAGGUGAACCGAUAUUACUUGCCCGAUCCACGGCAAUCGGUGAUUAUGUGAAAAAUGGUUGCGAAUCUGCUAAAGUUUAUGUUGAAGUGUACGAUCGCGAAGAUGAGGAGGACUCCAAAACAACAACUUUUCAGCGAUCUUUCGAUAUAAAUAACAAGUCUCAAUAUUUUGUAAACGGACAAUCGAUGAACAAGAAGAAUUUUCUGGCAAUUGUUUCGAAUUACAACAUUCAAAUAAGUAACCUUUGUCAAUUUUUGCCCCAGGAUAAAGUUCAGGACUUUGCCAAAAUUGAACCUCCGGAAAUACUUCAGAAUACUAUCAACUCGGUUUGCCAAAGUGAUGAAAUUGAUAAUUUUAUGAAGUUAAAGCAACUAAGAAAUGAACAAAAAAACGGCAUUUCGGAGCAUAAGAUUUUGGUUCAAAAACUGGAUGAAACUAAGCUUCGUGUUGAGGAGCUUAAAGUACAAUUGGAAAGAUAUAAUGCUCGCAAAGAUAUCGAAGAGAAAUUAAAUGUGUGUAACGCCAAGAAACUAAUGCUUGAAAUCGAAAAGUUAAAAAGCGAUCUUUCAGAAUAUGAGAAUGAUCGCAAAAUGGCGAUAAUUCAUUUUAAAAAAUGUGAUCAUGAAUAUAAAGCCAUCAACAAUAAAAAGAAUUUGAUUGAUACCACAACAGAGAAAUUAAAAAAGGAAAUUGAAGAAAGGGACCGUAAUUUGAGAAUUGCCGAGGGGAAAAAAUCUGAAGUAAUACAAAAUAUAGAAGUAUUAAAAAAGAGGAUAAAUGAAGAAAAAUCCAAAUUUGAGAAACGCAAACGUGAAAGGAAGGAAAGAGAAAUUGAAUUAAUUCAUGAAACGAAAAUGCUGGAAGUAUACGCACAGGAUUUAAGAAAUUUAAAAGAAAAUAAGGAAGCAGACGCUCAGCGAAAAAUUGAAAGCGAAAGUAAAAUGAAUGAAUAUAAAUGUGAAACAAAGCGUCUUAGUAAUGAACUCAGAAAUAUUUCGAGUAAACUAAACGACAGCAUUCCUGAGAUACAACAACUAAAAACACGUCUAACACAUUUGGAAAAUGAAACUGAACAAAAAUUACAGUUUAUAAAAAUAAAACAUCCCCAUGUAUACGAAGCAAUUAACUGGUUGGACUCAAAUAUGGAACUGUUCGAGGGCCGAGUUUACAAGCCUUUAAUUGUAGAGCUAAAUGUUUCUAAUCCUGACUUUGCAAAAUACUUAGAAAAUACUAUUAGCCUGCGAGAUCUUCUGGCAUUCUCCUGUGAAAAAACUUCUGAUGUUUCGAUCCUUGUUUCUGAACUAUGUGUUAACAAAAGGUUAAUGGUGAAUGUAUUUCAUGCUCCAACUCCAAAUGAAACAAUUUUUAUUCCAAGAUUGAAAAUUGAACAAAUUCGGCAAUAUGGAUUUAAUGCGUAUUUAAUAGAUCUAAUCAAAGGACCACCAGCAUUAUUAGGUUAUCUAUGCUCACUAUAUAAUUUACAAAAUAUUCCAUAUGGUGCUAAUGAUGUCAAUAACUAUACUGAUCAAAUACCAACCGAAAUUAGAUUAUACUAUGGCGGUAAUAUGCGUUAUCAAUUGUCAAUUUCAAAGUAUGGAAAUAGGGAAAAAUAUCUAAUGCAGGCUCAUAUUAGGGGCAAAGGAUUUCUUUCAACUAAGGAUGACCGAGAAGUAAAUGAAAUUAAACAAAGACUAGCUGCAAUUAAUCCUAGAACUGAUUUGCUAAGAAACCAACGUGCUUCGAUUGAAGCGGAGUUGGGUAAAAUAGAAGUCAGUGCUAUGAAGCAUAAUCAAGUGUUGAAAGAAAUCAGUGGCAAAAUUAAAGAAUACGAGCAGAAAUCUAUCCAACUAAAAAGGCAACAUCAUAAAAUUUCUGAACUUCAAAAGGAUAUAAUCGGUAUUCCCGAGAUGGAAAGAGGCUUAAAAACAAUUGGAUCACAACUUUCUAUGGAGAUAAAGCAGUUGCAGUUUGAAAAAACAGAAGCUUUUGCUGCAUUUCAGAUGGCUAUUGCAAAUAAAACCUAUUCCAAAUUAAAGAUGUCUAUAUUUAGACAAGAGAAUGAAGAGCUGACCAAUUUCAUACAGACAGCAAAAGAAAAGAGAGAUACUGCAGAGAAACGGGUUGAAAUUAUCCAAAACAAAUAUAACUCCGUAAAACGUGACUCCAAAUUAAAAUCGACCGAAGCAAGAUCAUUACUGAACAAUUUGGAUCCAAAUGAUGAACAUUUCCCUCAUCGGGAUUUCUAUUCCAGUCUACCAAAUUCUCUUGACGACCUCCGUGAAUCAAUUCACGACUUUAGUGGCCGUUUAGACUGCAUGGAUAAUCUAGAUUCGCAGAUAGUGCGCGAGUAUGACGAGAGGAGAAAAGAUGUAGAAUCGUUGAAGAAACAAAUUGACUCUAAUGAAGUUGGUGAUACAAAUUUCCAUACUGAAAUCAAAACAAUAUUUGAUAAAUGGUAUCCACAAAUAUAUAAAGUAAUUAUGACUAUUAAUAGUCAUUUUAGCGAUUUUAUGCAGUCCAUGGGGUACGUGGGUGAAGUAAAGUUGGCGAGAAAAGAGGAGUUUGAUUUUGAUACAUACGGCAUAGAAAUAUUGGUACAAUACCGUAAAAAUGUUGCUCUCCAACCCCUGAGCAGAAAUGUACAAUCAGGUGGCGAAAGAGCCGUCGCUAUAGCAGUGUAUACGUUAUCAAUGCAACAUAUUACACAUGUUCCUUUCCGAUGUGUGGAUGAAAUUAAUCAAGGUAUGGAUGCACGAAACGAAAGAAAAAUAUUUGAAAUGUUAGUAGAUGAGACAACUAAAACAGGACGUGCUCAAUAUUUCUUCGUCACUCCAAAGCUCCUGCGUAAUCUGAAAACCAAUGAAAGAAUGUCAGUACAUGUAGUAUAUAAUGGCAGAAUGGUAGAUUCUCAAAAAGUGUUUUCCUUUCAAGCCUGAAUUAUCAUCUUUAAUGUUAUUUACUUAUAUUAGAACUGCAUAUAUUACUAAUGUUAUUUUUUUAUAAUAAUAAAUAUAAAACCUUUUAAUUACUUACAAA
Messenger RNA from Calliphora vicina (urban bluebottle blowfly), 3334 nucleotides. It is a transcript of the gene SMC5, whose product is annotated as structural maintenance of chromosomes 5. The coding region runs from base 145 to 3234 and encodes 1029 amino acids. The transcript is spliced from 16 exons. Gene Ontology annotation, molecular function: single-stranded DNA binding; ATP hydrolysis activity; ATP binding. Gene Ontology annotation, biological process: double-strand break repair via homologous recombination. Gene Ontology annotation, cellular component: nucleus; Smc5-Smc6 complex. The record is from RefSeq and is a predicted model, not a curated record. NCBI's taxonomy places the organism in Eukaryota, Metazoa, Arthropoda, Insecta, Diptera, Calliphoridae.